Mangifera indica (mango) is the source of this 3380-nucleotide messenger RNA. Its product is annotated as putative inactive cadmium/zinc-transporting ATPase HMA3. Gene Ontology annotation, biological process: monoatomic cation transport. The coding region runs from base 235 to 3207 and encodes 990 amino acids. The transcript is spliced from 10 exons. Lineage: Eukaryota; Viridiplantae; Streptophyta; Magnoliopsida; Sapindales; Anacardiaceae. Gene Ontology annotation, cellular component: membrane. The record is from RefSeq and is a predicted model, not a curated record. Gene Ontology annotation, molecular function: ATPase-coupled monoatomic cation transmembrane transporter activity; zinc ion transmembrane transporter activity; ATP binding.
GUCUCAUCCCCCCAACACAAAUUAUUAUUCUUCUUACAACCAAAAAUAUUACCUGCCUCCCCGAAAUUCCUUUAAUCCUGGCGCUGUUAUUAUGUUCUCAUGACUACUUUUACACAAAAUGUCUUUUCAAUUCUCUCACACUUAAGUCCCCCUCUCCCUCCUUAAAUCUCUCAGCGUUCUUCUUUCAACUGCACUCUAAAACCUUCAUUCUCUCUAAGAGAUUAUUAAAUUAAAAUGAGUGCUCAAGGAAAAGAUAUGGCCGCCAAAAAUUUGCAGAAAAGCUACUUUGAUGUGUUGGGCCUCUGUUGCUCAUCGGAGGUUCCUCUGGUUGAAAACAUCCUCAAGUCCCUUGAUGGUGUUAAAGAGGUUUCAGUCGUCGUCCCAACCAAAACAGUCAUCGUCGUCCAUGAUAGUCUCAUCAUUUCUCAGCUUCAAAUCGUGAAGGCUCUGAAUCGAGCAAGAUUAGAGGCACAUGUGAGAGCAUGUGGAGGGAAAAAUUACAAGAAAAAAUGGCCAAGUCCAUAUGCAGUUGCUUGUGGAAUAUUGCUUGCUCUAUCAUUUUUCCAGUACCUGUGUCAUCCAUUUCGUUGGAUGGCUGUUGGAGCUGUUGCUGUUGGCAUUUGUCCCAUUAUUCUCAAAGGCUUCGCUGCUCUAAGGAAUUUGAGGCUUGAUGUCAAUAUACUUAUGCUCAUUGCAGUGAUAGGUACAAUUGCCAUGAAUGAUUAUACAGAAGCUGGAACAAUCGUCUUUCUUUUCACUAUUGCUGAAUGGCUUGAGGCUAGGGCAAGCCACAAGGCAACUGCUGUAAUGUCACAACUGACGAGCAUAGCCCCUCGAAAGGCAGUAAUAGCUGAAACUGGAGAAGAAGUUGAUGCUGGGGAGGUGAAGUUAAAUACUGUGGUCGCAGUUAAGGCAGGUGAAAUUAUACCAAUUGAUGGAAUUGUUGUAGAUGGCACCUGUGAAGUCGACGAGAAGACCUUAACUGGGGAGUCAUUUCCUGUGGCCAAGCAAAAAGAUUCCUCCGUUUGGGCCGGCACUAUCAACCAAAAUGGUUACAUUAAUGUAAAAACUACUGCUUUAGCUGAAGAUUGCGUGGUGGCUAAAAUGGCAAAACUGGUGGAAGAAGCUCAGAAUGGCAAAACUAAAGCCCAAAGGAUCAUUGACAAAUGUGCCCAGUAUUACACGCCAGCUGUAAUAAUUUUAUCAGCCUGUGUUGCGGUGAUUCCAGCUGCACUAAGAGUUAGAAACCGCAGCCACUGGUUUCAAUUAGCAUUGGUUGUUCUAGUUAGUGCAUGCCCUUGUGCUCUAAUCCUCUCAACGCCAGUUGCCACUUUCUGUGCACUUACAAAAGCUGCAACUGCUGGUCUUCUCUUCAAAAGAGUAGACUAUCUUGAAGUUCUUGCCAAAGUUAAGGUUAUGGCUUUUGACAAAACAGGAACUAUUACAAAGGGUGAAUUUGUCGUCUCUGAAUUUCAAUCUCUCAGUGAAGAUAUAAACUCAAACACUUUGAUGCAAUGGGUAUCAAGCAUUGAGAGUAAGUCAAGCCAUCCAAUGGCAGCUGCAUUGGUUGAUUAUGGAAGGUCACUCUCUCUUGAGCCAAAGCCUGAAAGCGUUGAAGACUAUCAUAAUUUUCCUGGAGAAGGAAUUUAUGGAAGGAUUGAUGGGGAAGAACUUUAUAUUGGAAACAGAAAAAUUGCACCGAGAGCAGGAUGUGAAACAGUGCCAUCUGUGGAAGGAGUUAAUAAAGAAGGAAAAACCAUUGGAUACAUAUACUUUAGAGCAUCCCUUGUUGGAAUUUUUAGUCUCUCUGAUGCAUGUCGAACCGGGGCUGCUGAAGCAGUCAAGGAGUUGAACUCUAUGGGAAUUAAAACUGCUUUGCUUACGGGAGAUAAUGAAGCAUCGGCUAUGCAGGCGCAACAACAGUUAGGAAAUUCACUGGAGGCAGUCCAUUCAGAACUUUUGCCAGAAGACAAGGUGAAAAUCAUCAAAGAGUUUAAGAAUGAAGGGCCAACUGCGAUGGUUGGAGAUGGUGUAAAUGAUGCGCCUGCAUUAGCUACUGCAGACAUUGGCAUAUCUAUGGGAAUCUCAGGUUCAGCACUAGCAACUGAGACAGGACAUGUUAUUCUAAUGUCAAAUGACAUUAGAAAAGUUCCCGCAGCCAUCAAACUCGCUAGGAAAGCUCAUUUGAAAGUAAUACAGAAUGUCAUUAUGUCGAUGUCUACGAAGGCUGCUAUCCUUGUCUUGGCCAUUGUUGGUCACCCACUUGUUUGGGCUGCAGUUCUUGCUGAUGUUGGGACAUGCCUGCUGGUGAUCCUUAAUAGCAUGCUAAUUUUGAAAGGAACUCAAACUCAUGGAGGUGAAGGAUGCAAAUCUUCUGCUAAAUCGGUUCAUCACAAACAUGGAGGAAAAUGCUGUGAAUCUUCAGCUCAAUCGGACAAUCACAAACAUGGAGGAAACUAUUGCAAAUCUUCACAUUUGCUACAUAAUCACAAACAGGGAGGAAAGUGUUGCAAAUCUUCAGAAGAAUCACAGAGUACUUAUAAGUAUAACCAGCAGCAAUGUUGCAACAGUAACAAAUCUCAGAAGGCCUGUAAGCCUAAGCAGAGCCCUUGCUGUUCCAGUAACUCCUGUGGGAGUAUUAAUCAGUGCAAAGUCCCAGCAAAGAAGCAGAAUGUGUAUAGGGGCAGUGAUGCAACGCAUAACACAAGGAAGCAUUGUGAUUCUGCAAAUUGUGGCAACAAGGAUCAUGAUCUCGAGGCCCAAAACUCCCACAUUCACGGUUGUUCAUUAGUAGAAACUCAAGAUAAGCCUGUAGAAGAUCACUGUCAGCAUGGACAUUGUGACAAUGAGUCUCAUAAACACAAUCACUGUCAUUUGGAUCACACAUGCACAGAAGAAGAUAGAAUAAUCGCAAGUCAUGGUCACUGCCACACAGUCCAGUGUAGCGAAAAUGAUGUGACCAACCACAUAGGAAAUGAAUCAGGAAAAGCAGUAGAAAGCAUUUGUGGUCAUGGACUUCACAGAAGGGUUUGUUGCAAUACCACUGCUGAUAAUGCCCUCGGAACAGUAGCCAUGAGUAGCUGCAUAAGUUUGGAGAAGAGAGAAAUAAGUGCUUCUUGCAAAAGCGACUACAUGAAGCAAUGUUGUGCUAAGCAUGGGCAUUUAGGAGCUGGGUUAGGAGGAUUAACUGAAGUUGUCACAGAAUAGAUUUAUCUAUGUAAACUUCAGUAAGCUUAUGAUCUUUACCGGUUAUCUUUUCAAAGAAAGAUUUCUUAAUUGUCUUUCAUAUUUUCGAAACUGGCCAAUCAAAAGCAAAUUAUCAGUGUGAUGUGCUAGAACAAAGAUGCUAUUAACUAAUGUGAAGUAAUUAUUAUUGCCAA